AAAUUAUAACUAUAUAUGGAACAGAUUUUUAAAUGAUAUGUAACUGAAUAAUUACUGUAAGUUUAGACUGGAUUUUUAAAUAAUAAAAUAAUUGGAAAUUUGAUACGAUCACGGUUUAUGAUCAUGAAUAAGCUUGAAUCAACGGCAUUUUAACAUUAAUACUACUUUGACAGACUGCUUGAAAUAAAAGAAUUUUAAAUGCGUUGUUUAUAAUAAAGCUGGCAAUAUAACGGUGUGUUCACAGAUUGAACUGUGUAAAGUUAGGAUUCACGGCAGAUUAUCGUCUGUCGGAUUAUCUCUGGGAGUCGUAACCAUAAUAAGGAUUUACUUAUAAGCCGAAUAAUUCAAGUUCAUUUCAAGCUAUUGUGGAAAUGUAAAAUCAAUUUAGUUAGUUAUGUUAUUUUAACAAAUCAUUAUUUUUAUUGGAACGAGGUGUUUUGGAAUACAGUUACAAUCUAUGAUACAAAAUGAGAUUAUUUCAGUCCCACACCUUACUGGAGGCAGCUGUGGAGCCAGCGCCUUCGUUUUUGAGGGACCCGACACGAGAACAUUUGAAAACAUUGGUACAUUACAGGGAUGCCAGAAACAGGUUGCCUACACCAGAUAAAGUCGCCAUCAUGGAUCUAUCGCAUAGCUUUGAAAAGCGGCGUUUAGGCAAACAACAACAAAUUCUGUCUGAGAUGAACCAACGAUGCCGAGAACAAGAGGUCUCUGACAUGUCAUCUAAACUAUCAGCAAAGUGUAGUCUAAGUCCGUCAGAAAAUAAAAGUAAGGAAGUCACAUUUUAUUCUACAAACUUUAUGACAAAACCGAAACAAAGGACAUAUGUGGGAGCAGUAGAUGUUGUGGACCCUCGAAGUUUGUCACCCACAAGUACAAAUAUCCCUGGAGUGUAUGAAAAAACAUACAAACAUUUUCCAGCACGACGCGUCAUUAAAAAUCAAGGAAAGUUUGACUUUGUGAGGUCACCUAUUCAGUUUGAACGACCCCCUCGGAUAUCUCCGGUACUCUUCGGGAAGAAUAAUCCGGCUCACUCGAGUACGGAUUCAUUGCUGAAAGCAAGAUUAAUGCAGAAUCAGCGAAUUAACGGAACUGUACAGUUGGAACAUUACACCCCACGUAUGGACGGGUUAGCUCCCCUUGUUCUUCCUACUAUUGAUCAAGGAUAUCAAACAGACACACAUGUAGAAUCUAUUUCUGCGUCCAGAGUCCAGCUUGGUUCACGAACAUUAACAAACCAAGGCCCAGACAGCAUUGUCACGAAUAGUACUAAAACGAACAAAAGUAGUACAAGACUGUCAAAACAUUCUAAAAGUAUGAAAAAUGAAAAAUCAGAACUUCAAAGUAUUGUUGCAAAAGGUGGAAGUUCACCACCCCCAAAUUCUACGGAUUAAAAUCAAGACUUAUAUAUUUUGUGGUAAAAUUACCGACUAUAUGUAUGUAUGUAUAUAUAAAAACAUGCACAGAUAGCUUUCUGAUACUGACCAUAUUGACUUGAAAUUUACUGGGAUUUACAUGUUAUAUCAAAAUUCAAUAAGGACAGAUAGGUAUUUACAGUGUUUAACUAUAUUUUGGUAAUACGCAAGUGGUAAUAGUUUGAGAAGUCCGGAUAACUCGAAUCUAAUUUAAUCAGACUGUAUCUGAAACACAGAGUGCGUUGAAAUAUCCUUUAUUCAGAGUAAUCCUUAGUGUAUAUAUACGGAGUACAGAAGAAAAAUUAAAUCAUACAUGUAUAAUGAUUUUGUUUGUUUAUUAUUUUGUAGACAUUUCACCCUGGUAAGAUAAUUCAGAAUUGACAAGUUGCCUAAAAUAUACUGAUUUCAUUUAUAGUUUGUAAACAGUAUGGUAUACGUAAACCCAUUUGUCUUAAUUUGUUUACAUCUAUCAUAGAACAUUGUGUUUUGAUUCAAAUCUUUUAAAAAUUGAGAGAUUGAGAGACAAUUAAGGACAGUUUUGAUACAGGAUAAGUGUAUGGCUCCUGACAUGCUCCUCUGUGUUUUCCUUGGUUAAGUAAGAUAAGAUAUUUUCUUAUUAACCAAUCAUGGUGCCCAAAAUUUGCGUUUGAGCUAUACAAUCAAACGAUUUACAAAAUAAAGCACAGUUAAUGGAUAUAUUAAAGUUUCUCGAUACGUAUCAAUCAAUUCAACCAAAAUAUGAAUAAGAAAAUAAAAUAAGAGGAAUAAACUCAUUCAUUAUGAGCCCGGUCAGGAAGAAAGAAAUUGAAAGAGGUAGGCAUAUUUUAUGUAACCGUGAAACUUUUGUUUCUCAAAGACUCCCACUG
This is a messenger RNA of Mytilus trossulus (common blue mussel), 2281 nucleotides long. RefSeq lists its product as uncharacterized. The record is from RefSeq and is a predicted model, not a curated record. The coding region runs from base 468 to 1394 and encodes 308 amino acids. NCBI's taxonomy places the organism in Eukaryota, Metazoa, Mollusca, Bivalvia, Mytilida, Mytilidae. The transcript has a single exon.